AUGGAUCCUGAUGUUCUCAACGAGACACCUGAGAUGAUUCACAACGUACCCCAGCCAGAGUUUGAAUCGUUCAUUGCAGACCUUCUCCAAGGCGAUCAGAAUGUUAUAACUAGAAAAGGUGUUGCUUUUGAGUCCUGCGAGCAGGCCGAAAAUCAAGUGAUCACUACCGUCGCGUCGAGGGAUACAAAUGAUACAUACCAAAUUCGCUCAGACUAUGUAUUGGGCUGUGACGGUGCAAAGAGCCAAGUUCGGAAGUGGCUCGGCGUAGAGAGCGAGGGAGAAGAUAGUUACGAAACAAUGAUGACCAUCCACUUCAGUGCAGACCUACGACCAGUAGUCGGGAAGCGAGUUGGCAUGCUGCACUGGAUCACCGACCCAGCCUGCUCAGGGUUCAUCAUCGCAUACGACCUGUCCGGUAAUCAAGUCUUAAUCAGCAACUUUGAUUCAGAGAGGCUGCCGCUGGAGAGCUGGACUGAGGAAAUCGCCCGUGAGACGGUCAGAGCAGCGAUUGGGCGCGACGACGUGCCCUUCGACGUUCUCAGCUACAGGCCAUGGGUCCUGAGCAGAAAGGUCGCAAAGCAGUACCAAGUCGGCAACGUCUUCCUCUGCGGCGACGCGGCACACUCUUUCCCGCCGACGGGAGGGCUGGGACUCAACUCGGGGCUGGCGGACGUGCACAAUAUAGCCUACAAAAUUGCCGCAGUGCUUCAGGGAUGGGCAGGGCCUAGGCUUCUGGAGACCUACACCGAGGAACGUCGGCCUGUGGCUGUAGUGAAUGCAGCACAGAGCGUCAAGAAUGGGAAGCAGAUAUUCUCCUUUUUGAAGGCUCUAGGCACAGCUGGGAUCAAGGACGUCCAAGAAGCGAGGGAAAAUCUGUUGCGGAACAUCCAUACCCCAGAGAAGCAGCAGAUGAUCGCUGAUGAGGUAGAGGGACAGAGAGAGCAUUUCGACAAUCUUGAAAUCCAUAUUGGCUACGUCUACGGAAUGAACAAAGCACCAGCCCACGCAUCACAUUAUACCCCCAAGUUUGUGCCAGGGGCUCGUCUUCCCCAUGCAUGGGUAAGAAUUAAGGGUACCGCGCCACUACCGCCGGUCGACGUCUCUUAUGUCAAGGAGUUCUCGGAACAAGAUAUCAAGUCACGGCAGUAUUCAACACUGGACAUAUGCCCGUAUGAUCAUUUCACACUACUUGUCGGCUCGCGAGAUCAGUGGGCCGAACGCUUUCAGGCGCUGGAAGCUGCGAUGAAGCAGUGUGGUGUCAGGGUAGCCCUCGUUAUUGCUCAUCAUGACUUUGACUUUGUGUACGAGAGACAAGAAGAACUUUUCGCUGCCGAAGGGAAGCUGAGCUCUGGAGGUGGCCUGCUUAUCAGGCCUGACCAGCACAUACUACGUCUCGUCCAGCCAACGGAUUCUGUGCCGUCGAUCGAACAGUCAUUGGUGGAGCACUUGGGUUUUUCAUUUCAAGAUGAAUAA
This is a messenger RNA of Diaporthe citri, 1473 nucleotides long. RefSeq lists its product as uncharacterized. The coding region runs from base 1 to 1473 and encodes 490 amino acids. The record is from RefSeq and is a predicted model, not a curated record. NCBI's taxonomy places the organism in Eukaryota, Fungi, Ascomycota, Sordariomycetes, Diaporthales, Diaporthaceae. Gene Ontology annotation, molecular function: FAD binding. The transcript has 5 exons.